Molecule: messenger RNA, 246 nt
Organism: Mus pahari (shrew mouse)
Lineage: Eukaryota; Metazoa; Chordata; Mammalia; Rodentia; Muridae
Product: WAP four-disulfide core domain protein 12-like
Exons: 2
Coding region: 1-246 (81 amino acids)
Cellular component (GO): extracellular region
Molecular function (GO): peptidase inhibitor activity
Source: RefSeq, a predicted model, not a curated record
AUGUGGCCAAACAGUAUCUUGGUCCUCAUGGCGCUCCUCCUUUCCUCUACUCUGGUAACGGGAGGUGGAGUCAAAGGCGAGGAGAAAGGAGUUUGCCCGCCAGACAAUGUCCGCUGCUUCAGGGAAGAUGAUCCCCAGUGUUACAAUGACAGGGACUGUGGAGAUCAGAAGAUAUGCUGCUUCUGGCACUGUGGCCUCAAAUGCGUGCCACCCGUGCCGCCCGUGAAAGACAACAGGGAAGAGUGA